AUGAGUAAUCAAUCUUCAUCGUCUACUAGUGUAAAACAAUUUUUAACUGAAGAACAAAUUGAAAUUGAACGCCAACGACGACAAGCUGAUUGGGAACGUGUACGAUCAGCAGCUGACCCCGUUGAAGCACCAGCUGAAGUAUUUGAUUCACGAUCUCUGUAUGAAAAGCUCAAAGAACAACAUGAUUCUAAAAAGAAAGAAUUUGAAGAUAUGUGGUCAGCAAAAAAUUCAAUUCGUGGUCUUGAUGAAGAUGAAUCAGACUUUUUGACUCGUCUAGAUCGAGCUAAACUUGAAAAACAACGUGCAUUAAAACGAUUGGAACAGGAAGAUAUUGAAGAAUUAAAAAUAUCCUUUUUUUUCAUUUGA
Messenger RNA from Rotaria socialis, 366 nucleotides. The record is from the annotation of a GenBank genome assembly. NCBI's taxonomy places the organism in Eukaryota, Metazoa, Rotifera, Eurotatoria, Philodinida, Philodinidae.